AUGGAAGGCCAUACAUCUGAAGGAGAACUCCGGCUUUUGAGAAUCAAAUAUAAGAAAUUAUCCUUCUGGUUGUUCACUCGUGGUUUUCCGGGGCCCUCUAACACUCAACGAUUGUUGAAUUAUCAAUCCUUACGCGCAGGCUCGGGCUCUAGAGAGGACGCACAUCCUGUAGACCCAGCUACUUCUCUCGAGACUUCCGAUGCUGGGAAAUUCUACUCCAUUGGCUGGCGUAUGGGUGGAGCCUCUGUGCUCCUCCCACAUGGUUUCACCUAUGCCGCUGAUAAUAUAGUGUGCUUUGAGAAGAAGAAGAGGGAUAAACAUAUCGAGUCUCACACUUUCCAUGCAUGCUUACGGCGACACGGCGUAUUUAGCGGCCGGCGAAAAUCGGUGGUAGCUGUGAGUCUUGGCGGCAAGCGGUGGAGGGAAGGGAACGGUGCAGAAGCCGGUAUGAUCGUGGUGGGGUUUGCCAACAUCAUAAUAUAUCACUCGACCGACUGGCUCAUAACUGUGCAGUCUACUAGACCCGAUUUGGCUACAUUUCUGCCCCGUAACUUUGUUUCCCAAGGAACCGGAGAAUUAACCGGUUAUGUUAGACGAGUAGAUAUCUUGGCCUUAACAGCGCUCUGA
Molecule: messenger RNA, 627 nt
Organism: Morchella sextelata
Lineage: Eukaryota; Fungi; Ascomycota; Pezizomycetes; Pezizales; Morchellaceae
Exons: 10
Coding region: 1-627 (208 amino acids)
Source: RefSeq, a predicted model, not a curated record